Messenger RNA from Sciurus carolinensis (gray squirrel), 2844 nucleotides. Its product is annotated as xin actin-binding repeat-containing protein 1-like. Gene Ontology annotation, molecular function: actin filament binding. Gene Ontology annotation, cellular component: focal adhesion; stress fiber. Lineage: Eukaryota; Metazoa; Chordata; Mammalia; Rodentia; Sciuridae. Bases 266 to 2152 code for a protein of 628 amino acids. The transcript has a single exon. The record is from RefSeq and is a predicted model, not a curated record. Gene Ontology annotation, biological process: actin filament organization; actin cytoskeleton organization.
GGAAGAGAAAGCACUACCUAGAGGGCUGUCUGAGGGGUGGGUGACGAUUCAGGAUGGCGUCUACACUGCUCACCCUGUGAGGACUUUUGAACCACCCAGGGGUGUCCAGCCUUCUGAGAAGGAACCCCAACCAAGGGACAGGGAGACUGUCCUCUCAGCCCAAGCUCCCAGGCCACUCCAGGGAGGCCCAGGUCAGAGACCCUGGCCAGGGCAGGAGGAGCCUAGAGGCCACACACAGAGGACUUGGGACCCUCCAGGGAAGGUGAUGGCCCAAGUCUGCCCAGGGGGCCUCCAAGCUGCAGAGACCACCCUGAAGACUGCCCCUUUAGCCCACAACACUCUGCUCUCUGGGGUCCAAGCUGCAGGUGCCAACCUGCACUCCCAUAAUGCCUCUGUUCCUCCUCCUCCUACUCUCUCAGCUGCUGUGACAGGACGUGACUUCUCAGCCCAAGCCCGCCAUGAUGAGGACGCCAACCAGCAGACCUCCAAUCCCUUGCAGGACCCCCUUCACACCCACAGCAGCCCUGCUGGUCAGAAAACUUCUGGGGGGUCACAGACAAAGGCCCCAAAGCUGGAGCCCACCAUACCUCCAAGGAAGAAACCCCCGGUGCCUCCCAAACCUGCACACCUAGCCCAGAUCCACCCUCCUCAGAGGCUGCCCAAGCCUUCAGCUCUACCUCCCACCUUCUCCUUGGAGAAGAGACAACAAAAACACAAACCAGGUGAGACAGAAGCAGCCAUUCCUCAGCAGGCCAAAAUUCCCACUACCUCAGACCAGGGCUGCAUGCGUCAGGCUGUACGCUCCAGUGGACAGAGCCAUCCCAGCCCCCAAAAUGGCCUCAGCACUGUGGCCUCCAAGGGUCCGGCUGCUGGCAGCAAUGCCGAGAGCCCUGAGCCCCAGAAGCUCAAUGCUCUCAACAAUGACUGCACCUCACCACAGCAGGACUCCAGUCCCCCAGGAGAACAGCCCAUGGAAUGUUCCAAGCAAGGGGCUCUUGAGAACCCUGACAUUCUGCAGGGAAGCCAGCAAGAGCUCCAGGGCCUCCUGAGCCAGGUACAAGCCCUGGAGAAGGAAGCAGCAAGCAGUGUGGACAAGCGUGCCCUGUGGAGGCUCUUUGAGGCUAUGCCCCAGCUUGGAGGGGCUGCCUCCCAGGCUCCUGCUGCUCCCUGCAAGCCCGAGGCCUCGGUGGAGCAGGCCUUUGGGGAACUGACCCGGGUCAGCACAGAGGUUGCCCGACUGAAGGAACAGACCCUGGCCAGGCUGCUGGACAUUGAAGAGGCUGUACACAAAGCCCUUAGCUCUAUGUCUAGCCUCCAGCCUGAGACUAACACUAGGAACCAUUCCCAAGGAUCCCACAAGGACCACAGUGCCCAAAAGAUCAGUGUUGUAGCCAGCAGUAGAGCCAGGCCCAGUUAUUUAGACCAGGAGGUCAAACAGCCAACUGAAGUCAAGAGCCAAGCCAAGGUUGAAUGUCAUACUGAGGACCAGGGUCAAGCCAAUAUCAGAAAUCACGCAGAGGCUAGAGGUCAGGCCACUUCAACUGCUUCUCCCACUAGAAGGCUGGAGACAUUGAGAGAAGAUUCAGGCCUCCCUCGAGUCGUACCUUCCAGAAGAGAUUCACCCUCCUCCCCAACCUUCAUCUCCAUCCAGUCAGCCACAAGGAAGCUUCCAGAGGCUUCCAGCCCUAAGGGCAGCCAUGAUGUCUCAGGGAAAAGCACACACUUGGCUCAAGACAUAGGCCAGGUCCUGCUCCACCAGGAAGGUGUCCAGGACAUGGCUGGGAAACAGGAAGUGGUCACACAGAGCUCUGAGCAGCCCAAGUCUACCCCUACCUCAGAACACCCACUACCCACAGAGCGGCAAAAGAGUGUCCUUGAGUUGCAGACUGUGCCAGGUGGCUCCCAGUGCUAUGGAGCCACAAGAACCGUGACUGAACAGUACGAGGAGGUAGACCAGUUUGGUAACACAGUCCUCACAUCCUCCACCGUAGUCACUGAGCAGGCAGAACCACUCAGGUGUCCCCACCUUGGGGUCCAUGCCUCCCCCUUGCUGAGGCAGUUCCUGCACAGCCCAGAUGGGUUCAACAGUGGCGUAGCAGAAGCUGAGAUGGUGUGGGUGCCCUGUGGCCACUCCCAGCCAGCUGCCCAUUGAGCACCUUCACCUCCCACCCAUCACUGGGGUGCCUCCCUCCAGGGCCCCAGGCAUAAGGUAGGUGCUUCCCUCCUGAACACGUAGGGCAAGGACCAAGAAGAAAGGGCAACUUCUUAGGAUUGUUGAGGACUGUUUCUCUUUUGUCAGUUCCAUCAAUAUUCCAACUUCUUGCAAAAAAAAAAAAAAAAAAAAAAAAGGAAAGAAAGAUCGAGAAGAGGCCCACCACGUAACAGAGGCAUGGGGUGAGGCCCGCCGACCCCGCUUAUAGAAGAUAUGACAUGUACGCACGCUGCUCACACAGACCUGGCCCAAGCUUGACAUGUGUGCAUCUGCACAUCACUGCCUACAGAGUUGAAGCCCCCAGGAGUGUCCCUCCAUCCUCAGCCUGAAUUUCUUUUAUUGGAAUUCUGAAUGUUCUUAGCCUUCUGCUUUUUAAUCCCUGGAGAAACCUAACUGACCACAGUACUGGUCUCUGUUAGGAAUUGGUCCAAGAGAUCCAAAAGGGCCUGGCCUCAGUCCCUCCAUCACCACCUUCAUCAUUCAUCUGGUCAUUCUGGUGACCCAAAGGUCACAUGAAAAGAAUUAGCACUCAACAGUGCCCCUAAGAGCCAAAUUCACUGUCUUUCUCUCUCCCCCUUCUGCCCACUGUCCCUGAAAGGUACAGUCUGAAUAAACCGAAAUUUGAUUCUGUA